CGUAAGCGGAAGUUUACAUUCCGGUUUGGAGAAAACGUGCAGCCUGUGACAUCUGUCUGCUAAAAAGCCGGUGGAAGAGUAUCGUCUCCGAGCCUGGCUCCAGCAGCCAAACCCUGAAACGAUGUAUUCCGCUUUAAUUAACGCGGUUCUAAGAAGCUCUCCUGAUUACAACCUUCUGUUUGAAUCUCUGUGUUGGCCGGAGGACUCAUUGCCGCAGACGGAGCUGGUGGAGUCGCUCACGGCUCUUAUAGAAGCUCUCGCACCGUCUCUUACCAUCCCGGAUUUGGCUCAAGUUACAUUGACAGAUGCAAAAAGAAGAUGCAUUCAUGACAAAAUCGACUGGAUCAUCUGGUCGAAAUGUCUUCCUUUCCUCCGCAAAAUCUCAACCGAAUCAGGGGGUGAAGAUCGCUGCAGGCAGAGCACCGCCGCAGUCUGCAAAUUACUUGCUGUCUCUGUUUCUGUCUGCGAUCAAAAAACGUGGACAAAAGUGGUUUCUUCAACCCUGCCUUCCUUACAGUGGAGUCCAGAGGAGGAGCUGUCUGGAGCUCUGAGUGUGAAUGUUGCUGCAGAAGUCCUGGCAGCUCUCAUGCCUCUUCCUACAGCGGAUGAAGAAUUCACACUCAGCAUUUUAAACUGUGCUCUGUCCUCCAUCCCAUCGCUUCCCGAUAAUCUAGUCUCCAAAGUUACCGUCAGGGUGAUUUUAACUCUGCUAAAUUGCUUCAGUGAUGUAAGAUCAAGCUGCUUCGCCACUCGGAUCAUGAACGCUGUUUGCAGCUGGCACUCCUCUGAGCGCUCAGCGGCGGUCACACAGCGGGCCCUGCUGUGUUUCACCGUCCUGUCAGACCACCUUCUAAAAUCACACACAGUAACGUCAGACACUCGGUUCUGGACACUCGUUCAGGACGGACUGACCCACGGGGACAGUGUGUCACGCAAAAGGGCUUUGUACCUGCUGAAAAGAUGCGUGGCGCUUUCUGAGGAGGAGGGAUUUGAUUCCUGCUAUACAUCAGAGGAAGAGGAGGCGUUGUUUAAUUGGGCCCCUGACAAGAGUGGACUGCUAAGAGAGUUCUGGGAGGAUUACACGCUGGUGAUGGAGACGCUGGAGGAGAAUCAGGUUCAUGUUGUCCGCCCAGUUUUAAACAGAAUCGACACUUUAAUUCAAGCAACAGUAAAUGAUAGUGAAGGGUUAGGCCUGUUCCACCCCUCCUGGCUGCUGUGUGUUUACCAACGCAUGUUCCACAGUGAGAAUAAAUCCUUGAUGAGAGAAGGAGUGUGCCAUCUGCUUGAGCUACAGGUUCUAAGGCAGUCAGCAUUUGCUGCGGCAUUUUCUCAGUUUGUCGUCGGUCCCUUUAUGGACGUUCUCUCUGAAACAUCCCUUUUCUGUAGGUCACCCGGGCAGAGUGUAGGAGAUUGUCCGGAGCUGGUGGGUAAACUCCAAGUUUUCCUGGUCAACUUCUUCACGAGCCUGCCAUCAGAGGACAGAGGUUGUGUUUUGCUUCAGCUGAUUCAGCAGCUCGGAUCAAAGCACUGGUGUGCAGUACCACUCCUCUUCAUCUGCCAGGCUUUGUCCAAACUCCCUCAGAGUCCUCUGCUGAGGAGCAGCGGGCUCUCUGCUCUUCGGGAGGUACUUCGCUCCACUAUGAUCACCCAUCAGGUCCUGCUGAGAGGAGCUGCACAGUGUUUUUUACUAAAGAGUGCCCUUUCUCUAAUAGAUGUGAGUGAAGUUACCAGAGAUGAUGUGUUCAGUUUCCUGAUGCAUUUCCGUGCUGAUGAGUCUUUGUGCAGAGGGACAACACUAUGGAAUGAGUUGUGCAUCUGGUUGUUGGAACAUGAUGGAAAUUUCAAGCCCAGAAUUCUGGAUGGUGAUUGCGUCGAUGGCCCAGCACAAAAAGAAACAAUAAGACUCUAUGUUCAACAAGAAGUAAUCGUUUAUCUCCGUGUUCCAGCAAGCACAGGUCAGGCAGAAAGGUUACCUGACAUUAGAGAGGCUGAUAAGUUGGCCAGGGCCAUUCUGCUCUGUGUAGACAUGGAGAGGAGGGAACUGAAGAAAGAUGCCAGGGAAACUCUGAGGUCACUGCUGUCUCCACUCCUGGACACCCUGAGCAGAGUCUACACCAAUAUCUACCUGCCUGUCCAUAAGAGCGACAAGAGUCUGCAGCUUAUGUUAAGACUGUUGCAGCUCAGCACAAGGCCACGUUGUCAGCAGCAAGGAUUGGAAGAGGACGAUUUGAUGUUGGCCAUUGAACAAGCUGUUGUUGAAGUCAUGGAUCCAGUCCAGAAUUUUAUCCUAAGGAGGCUCUGUGGGGAGCUGCAGGAGCUCUUUGACGUUGAACGGGCUGAUCUGUAUCUCUGUGUCCUGAAGCAGCUGGCUGCACUGAGCAGCUCUCUACCUCAUGGCUCUAAGAACAUUCAUCAGUAUGCUUCGCCUAAACUCAUCAUGUAUAGCCUUUCAGUGUUAAAAAAGCCAACCCAGCAGAUCCCCUCUGUUGCAAACCAGGUGUCUGAGGCGGUUAGUAUGGCAUCUUUGGCUGCUGUGUGUGAUCUGCUGCAGCAGGGAGGGCCUAACAUGUCAUCAGAGACUGCCUCUGCCCUAAAGUCCCUCAAUGAUUAUUUCUACACUUUUGACACUUCUACAAAAUCUCAACCAUCUCUUGGAAACAUUAAUAAACGUCUGAUGAAACCACAGCUGUUAGAUAGUACAAGUGACCUUGUGACUCAAGGCCUUCUGCAGCAGGACUGGGGGCGCAUUGCUGCCAGCUUCCUGCGGGACCAGUGGGUUUGUCUAAACUUCCUGAUCAGGUCUGUAGGGAUCCCCAAAGUGUCUGAGACCCUCAGGGCUGCUCUGAGAUGCAGCGUUGAGGCUCUGGCUCUGCUACCCAGUGACCUUGUCCUGCCUGUGUUGAACUUUAUGAACAUGGCGCUGCCACAGCUGGUGGACGAUGAGGAGGAUCUCUGUGUGCAGGCUGUCAAUCUGAGUUGGGAGCUUGUACAGGGGCUUAGCAACAAUGCUCAUGACUUCUGGCCAGCCUUACAAGGCUUCAUUUCUAUAGCCUUCCAACAUGAGCUGCUGAAGCUGAACCAUCAGCAGGCUCCAGCUCUGACCGCAGCGCUGAAAAGGAUUUUUACGGAGGUAGUGGAGCUGUCUCAGUCAAAAAGUGGAGUACUUGGUGUCCUAGUUCAGCACUGUACACAGACAUGGCUGCCCGGUGAGGGAGGCAGCAGUGAGCUGGCUGAUGGGAUUUUUUCUAGCGUCUUUAACCACCUGGACAUAGUCACUGAGGCUUGUCUAUAUGGACCAGUGUUCAGGAGAGAUCAACGACUCAUCCAAGAUGUCCAAAUAUUCGUGGAGCAACUUGGUGAAAAUUGUGCAGCUAAUGUUGCAGUUGCUAGUGAUAACAGGGAUGAUCAGCUACCCCGCACAUGUGUGCUGACCUUCCUCAGCCGCCUGGAUCCCUGUAAUCAGCAGCAUCAGAGGCUCAUAGAGGAGUUAGUGGUGGAGUUACUGAGAAAGGACAGCCUCAUAUCCAAGGCUAAAGUCCGUUACUAUAGCAACUCCCUGCAGCAUCGCAUCAAAAACAGAGCAUGGCAAACACUGCUACUGCUGCUUCCCAAACUCAGAGAGGAAUUUGUUGCGCCUCUGUUGAACAGCGUGUUUGAAGCUGGAUUUUGUAGCAACCAGCCUUCUGUGAAGUACCUGAUUGAAUGGAUGAUGAUUCUCAUCCUUGUCAAGUAUCCUCAUCAUUUGGACAGAUUCUGGACCUGCUUCAGCUUUGACCACGAAAAGACCAAGACCAGCAUUUGCACCUUCCUGUCUGUCCUGGUACACAUAAGUGUCAUUAUUCCACAUGUUGAGGAUAAAGUCGACCAGCUGCGUAAAGCACUGGACAUCAUCCUGCAGUCGUGUUUCAACCACAACUUUAGUGUGCGUUUGUAUGCCUUAGUGGCCCUGAAGAGGGUGUGGAGCCUUGCAGAAAGCGUGACGGAGGCUGAUGCCUUCAGAGGACUGUCGUCUGUGGUGACGGCUUGUCUGAACCAGGCUGAGGCCAUGCAGAACUCUGGAAAUGCCAACAAGAACUGGCUGAGGAUUCAGGGGCACUUCUUCUUCAGUGCUUUUCAUCCCAUCCGGGAUUAUAGUCUGGAAACCAUCUUCUACACGUUUCCUAGUCUGUCAGAGUUGGCUGAUGAUGAGUGGAUCCCACCAUGGAAGUUUGAAAAGCUCUCAUUUGCUUGUGAAAGUCUAUCAACGCCGUUGAGGAAUCCUGCUCCAGAUUUGGGCCGGCUCCAGCCUGGAGAUUGGGUCCAGCAAGACCGAAGCGAGCAGGAUAAAGAGGAGCGCUGGGCUGAAGUGCAGAAGAAGAUCACGCCCUGGAGGUUGGGGGUCCAUGAGCAGGAACCUGAACUAAAGCUGGUUCCAGCACAGAGGGCUGCUCGGCUCGGCAAGCAGCACGGCACCCUGCUGGUGGUGGCCUCACUGAUCGACAAACCCACCAAUCUGGGAGGUCUUUGCAGGACAUGUGAGAUAUUUGGGGCCAGUGGUCUGGUUCUGGACAGUCUCCACCAUCUCAAUGACAAACACUUCCAGUCCCUGAGCGUCUCAUCCGAGCUUUGGCUUCCUUUGUUUGAGGUGAAGCCUGUGGAGCUCACAGAUUUCCUGCAGGUAAAGAAGAGCGAAGGUUACUGUAUCGUCGGCGUGGAGCAGACAGCCAAUAGUCAGAGCCUGCAGGACUUUAAGUUCCCUGAGAAAACGCUGCUUCUUCUGGGCAAUGAGCGGGAAGGUAUUCCUGCCAAUUUGCUCCAGAUGUUAGACGUGUGCGUGGAGAUCCCUCAACAGGGGAUCAUCCGUUCCCUCAACGUGCACGUUAGUGCCGCGCUGUUGAUCUGGGAGUACACACGGCAGCACCUCAUCACUGGAACAAAUGAAGCCGACUGAUGUUGCUCCUAAACAAACUUCCAGAAUCCUGUCUGGGUUCAUUCUCAUCUGAACAAAUUUUAUGCCUUAACAGGAUCCUUUCAUGGGAAUCAGUUAUUUUAACUAAAUGUUGCUCUCAGCCGUCUGGAAAACCAAUGGAGGCCGUUUCUGUGUUGCAGAGCUGCUGCAUAAACAUGUAUUUGUUACUCUGACAUGUUGUUUUUUGACUUUAUUUAAAACUAUAUUCUGUUAUAGAUUUUUGCUACAUCUUCUAUAGUCUAAAUGUUUUUUUAUUCAUCUUUUGAAAUUAAAUUGUACUUUUUGAAAAUAAAGAAAAUGUAUUUUUUA
Molecule: messenger RNA, 5257 nt
Organism: Cyprinodon tularosa
Lineage: Eukaryota; Metazoa; Chordata; Actinopteri; Cyprinodontiformes; Cyprinodontidae
Gene: tarbp1
Product: TAR (HIV-1) RNA binding protein 1
Exons: 29
Coding region: 122-4930 (1602 amino acids)
Biological process (GO): tRNA methylation
Molecular function (GO): RNA binding; tRNA (guanine) methyltransferase activity
Source: RefSeq, a predicted model, not a curated record